ACUUAAGACUUAACCCAACCUAUUUGCGACGUCGUUUUACCUUUUCGUCUGACUUGCAGAGGAGGAAACCACUCUGCCAGUCUGAUUCAAACCCUAACUAGCUUGAUUCCACCAUCUCACCAUUUCCAAUCUCAGUUCACUCAAUACCUCUUAUUCUCAUCAAUCCCGUUCCUUCCCUCAAGCUAUUCGUUUCUUUUUCUCUAUUUAAUCUCUUCAGAAGAUGACUGAGGACGUCGAGAUGAAAGAGCUCCCCUCCAAUUCCCUCUUGUCCUCAUCCACUCCUUCCACUCUCCACCAUUUGAAGGAGAUUGCCUCGUUGAUUGAAACCGGUGCUCAUGCACGGGAAGUGCGGCGGAUUUUACGCGCCGUUAGGCUGACGAUGGCGCUGAGACGGAAACUUAAGGCUCCCGUGCUUUCAGCUUUUCUUAACUUUGUUUUGACUCCGGGAUCCGACGUGCACGCGCGCUUAAACUCGUUUCUUCCCAUGGAAGAUGAUAAUGAGAUGGAAAUUGAUACGGUGUCGUCUGUGGCUCAAUUGCCAGUUAAACACUCCUUGCCUGAGAUAGAGAUAUACUGCUAUUUGCUUGUGCUGAUAUUUUUGAUUGACAAGAAGAAAUACGAUGAGGCAAAAGCUUGUUCAUCAGCAAGCAUUGCGCGGGUGAAGAACGUGAAUAGGAGAACUGUUGAUGUUCUAGCAUCCAGACUUUACUUUUACUACUCUCUUUGCUAUGAACUCACUGGUGAUCUUGCUGAAAUUAGAGGUAACCUUCUUGCUCUGCACCGCAUUGCCACACUGCGCCAUGAUGAGCUGGGUCAGGAAACACUUCUCAACUUGUUACUUCGUAAUUACCUCCAUUACAACUUAUAUGAUCAAGCAGAGAAACUGAGGUCAAAGGCACCUCGAUUUGAAGCUCACUCAAAUCAACAGUUUUGUCGGUACCUCUUUUACUUGGGAAAGAUAAGGACAAUUCAGUUGGAGUACACAGAUGCUAAAGAAUCCCUCCUUCAAGCUGCUAGGAAGGCACCUGUUGCGGCACUUGGUUUUCGAGUUCAAUGCAACAAGUGGGCUAUCAUUGUCAGAUUACUGCUAGGAGAGAUUCCAGAGAGGACUGUUUUCAUGCAGAAAGGAAUGGAGAAGGCUUUGAGGCCAUAUUUUGAGCUGACAAAUGCCGUACGCAUUGGAGAUUUAGAGCUCUUCAAGUCUGUUGCUGAGAAGUUCUCAGGUACUUUCAGUUUGGACAGGACACAUAAUUUGAUUGUUAGGCUGCGGCAUAAUGUCAUAAGAACUGGGCUGCGGAACAUCAGCAUCUCUUAUUCUCGCAUCUCACUGGCUGAUGUUGCCAAGAAGCUGAGGUUGGACUCGGCUAAUCCUGUUGCUGAUGCUGAAAGUAUUGUUGCCAAGGCAAUUCGAGAUGGUGCAAUUGAUGCAACAUUGGAUCAUGCAAAUGGUUGGAUGGUGUCAAAGGAGACUGGCGACAUAUACUCCACAAAUGAGCCUCAAAUGGCAUUCAAUUCAAGGAUUGCAUUCUGCCUCAAUAUGCAUAAUGAAGCAGUGCGUGCUCUUCGUUUCCCACCGAAUUCUCACAAGGAAAAAGAAAGUGCUGAGAAGAGGAGGGAAAGACAACAGCAGGAGCAAGAGCUUGCGAAACACAUUGCUGAGGAGGAUGAUGAUGAAUUUUGAUUUUAGUAAUCUGCAAAUACCAUCCAUUUGCACCACGUAAUGUUUUCGUCAAGGUUUUCAUCUUCCUCUGGAACACCACAGUAUAGCAUUUCGGUUCUCUUGUUCAAAUUGACUUUAAUUUGUGAUGACUCUUGCUUUGAUUCAUGUUAGGUUUAAGCUUGAGCAACAGUCGCAAUACUAUUUUGAAUUAAUUUCUGGGUUUGCUCUUGCUCA
This is a messenger RNA of Mangifera indica (mango), 1894 nucleotides long. Its product is annotated as probable 26S proteasome non-ATPase regulatory subunit 3. The transcript is spliced from 8 exons. Gene Ontology annotation, cellular component: proteasome complex; proteasome regulatory particle, lid subcomplex. NCBI's taxonomy places the organism in Eukaryota, Viridiplantae, Streptophyta, Magnoliopsida, Sapindales, Anacardiaceae. Bases 221 to 1681 code for a protein of 486 amino acids. The record is from RefSeq and is a predicted model, not a curated record. Gene Ontology annotation, biological process: regulation of protein catabolic process; ubiquitin-dependent protein catabolic process. Gene Ontology annotation, molecular function: enzyme regulator activity.